UUACGAUUUCCGAGUGGAAGAUUUUUUACGAGUCGAAGUCUAACAUAAUACAUGAAGUCUGCAAGUAGCGAUAAUCGAAUUGUUCACUUGUUAUAGAGAAAUUUUUCAGGCGUUCGACCGACCCGUCUAGUGCCGAGCAGCAGCAGCAGCAGUACUUGUGGAGUUCUUUUUGGCAUAUCGAUUUCAGACGCAAUGUGCAGCGUGUACCCCCGCUCUCACGACACUUACGCGUGGAACGCGGUGGACGUGCGCGCCAGCGACGGCUCGCUGCAGCACGGCCGCGUCAUCAACGCCCUGAAUAACGGCUUGAUCGUCGACUUCGAGUGCCCCGGCCGAAACGCUGCAUUCGUCAAUCCGGACCUGGUAGCCGUGCGCGCCAGCUGUCAUUCCCUGGGGUACACCUUCGAUGGCACACUGGACUCGGCUUGGCACUUCAACAACGCAGCGUUUCCCCCUGGUGACGAUGAGCCCAGGGUGGAGAUUUUGGCGCGGACCAGUGCGGACCGCCCAUGGACAUGGCACGCGACAGAACCGUUAUAUAGUCAACUGUUCUGGCAGCGCUAUGUGUUUGUGGAGAUGCAGCUGGAUGCCGGCGUGAAAAGACGCCUGAUGCGGGCACAACCUGUGCGCCUACCGGAGUCCGCUGACGCUCCUGACAGUAGCGAGGGUCGCAUCGGGAUGUACGCCUUCGUGACUCGCGCUUUCAUGCUGCCUGAGGACUACUGGGGCGGUGAGUGCGUGAGCGCGGCUCUGUGGGACGCCUGGAAGCAGGCCGUGGAGGCGUCAGAGUACGCCGUGUGGCCUGUUUGCCUCAUGGGCAGGACGCUGGUGUACUUGCAAGAACUGAUAAAGUCACCAUUGGAAGAUGAACACCUGCAGCGACUAAUCACCGAGGCUAGGAACCGACUCACGCAGGUGCCGUGCGAAUCGCUGCCGUUAUACAAGCCGUCUGGAGUCGUUGAUGCACUUGACGGUGCCGGUCAGAUGGAAAUGUUUUGCGCCUUGCCAGCUGCAAUAUUCCGCCAAAUCUUGGACAUGCUGGACAGUGUGCACCGGGCCCAGUGUUGCCGAGUUUGUCCGCUGUGGGACUCUCUUAUCGGAACGGAACAGCGGGUAAUCUGGGUGUCGUUCUCCCACCAGCGCCUCGUCGAUGAGGACGGAAUCGCCACGACGCCCAACGAGACCGAGUGGUACCGAUCGGCGUACCUCGUAGGCAUGUGUUUGUGGAAAUGCCUGACGUCGAUCACCAAAAUCAUCAUCAUGGGUAAUGCGUCGCAUCAGCAGCCGGACAAUGCGGCUCUGUCCGACUGCUUCGAUCUGAUCGACAGCGUCCUGAUCGAGCAAGAUCUCGAUGAAAAUAAUAACAUAACGGUUAUUGUAAACAAGUUCUACUGGGAUCUGGGUAACUGCCUGGACGAAGAUAUGCAUGGCGCGGCGGCGGCGGUGGCCAGGGUGGUGUGGAAGGACGGGACUUUCAGUGGUCCCGGCGAACACUUCCGCCACGAGUCGAUAAAGUAUGCUGUCAGCUGUUUGAGCGCCGAACCAGUGGAUGUGGACGGUGAGCCCGUUCGCGUCCACAUGAAUCUCAGUGACGUGCUGGAAAGGGGUCUGACGGUGGAUUGUCGUGAAGCGCGGCUGCAGUUGAAGGAUUGGUUGGCUGAUGUGGCCUCGCAGGAGCCGGAGUCCUCGGACCGUCAGCGGAUCGACACGGUGCUGAUUUCUUGCCAGGAGAGCGAUCCGCGGGUUGUUUCCAAAUUCGGCAAGAUGCAGUGGAGCGUAGAUACUGUGCAGGGUCAGGAUCUGGACAAGCUGACCAAAUUGACGUUGUGCGCACUACAGCGCGAAAUGAUUCGUGGCAACUGCACGCAAUGCGAUUCAGCUUCCAGCUAACCCCAGGGUGGACAUGAUGGGUCCCCAGUGGGUAGCAUGCGUACACCCAUUUUAGUUUAUCGUCGGUGCCGGAAGUGGAGUGACUGUGGACGACGGCGUGUUCUCACUUUUUCAUGGCAGUGAUUGCUCGUUUUAUU
This is a messenger RNA of Paramacrobiotus metropolitanus, 2027 nucleotides long. RefSeq lists its product as uncharacterized. The transcript is spliced from 3 exons. Lineage: Eukaryota; Metazoa; Tardigrada; Eutardigrada; Parachela; Macrobiotidae. Gene Ontology annotation, molecular function: protein binding. The record is from RefSeq and is a predicted model, not a curated record. The coding region runs from base 193 to 1890 and encodes 565 amino acids.